This is a messenger RNA of Andrographis paniculata, 682 nucleotides long. RefSeq names its product protein TIFY 5A. The transcript is spliced from 2 exons. Gene Ontology annotation, biological process: regulation of defense response; regulation of jasmonic acid mediated signaling pathway; response to wounding. Gene Ontology annotation, cellular component: nucleus. The record is from RefSeq and is a predicted model, not a curated record. NCBI's taxonomy places the organism in Eukaryota, Viridiplantae, Streptophyta, Magnoliopsida, Lamiales, Acanthaceae. The coding region runs from base 87 to 467 and encodes 126 amino acids.
ACACUUCGCUUCGUAUAUAUAUCCGACGGAUCUCUCAUUCGGCGCUUCAUCACAUUCUCUCUCAUCGAAAUUGGAAGAAAGUAGAGAUGGCGAGAAACUGCAAUUUGGAGCUUCGUCUGGUGACGCCUUCGGUUCAUUUCCAUUCCGCGGAUUACAGUGCUUCCAGGUCGGAUAUGGCGGAUAGUAGUUCGAAGGAGGAGAAGCAGAAGCUUACGAUAUUCUACAAUGGAAGAAUCACCGCCUGCGAUGUCACGGAUCUUCAGGCUAGGGCAAUUAUACUGCUUGCAAACCGAGAAACGGAAGAUGAGAAAUCGAUCGUCGAGGAGAAAACUUCGUCAACAACUGUGCAAUCUCCAGGUUACAAUCCGCCGAAUGGUCUGUACAUGAAGAGAUCGCUGCAAAGAUUCCUUCAGAAGAGGAAGAAUAGAGCACAAGCUACAUCUCCUUACUCACAAUCCUCCCAAUAGGAUUGGGUAACAGAUACGUUUGUUUUUACCAGAACUUUGAUUUUGAGUGCUAAAUGCUAAUUGAUUUGGAGACGAAAUGGAUUUAGAAAAAACAAAAAAGAGUUGCAUUUACACCAAAAAGAGAAGAUUUUGUACAUCCGAAUUCAGUUUAGAUUGAUCAUAUACAUGUAUACAUUAAAUUAUACCUUCAAACAAAUUGAAUUGAUUUUAUUUCA